ACCCUGGGACUGAGAGACAGCAACAGGCAUGUUGGUGACGGUGACUGCAGGGCACCAGGAAGCAGGCAUAGACUCAGCUGCUAAACGGCGCAGAAAGCGGGAGAUCACGCAGCUAAAGAGGAGAUACGACAUGGCAAUGGCCUACCUCCUGGUCCUCAGUGUGUGCCUGGCCAUCCACUCCUGCCUGUCUCAGAGCUCUAGCUCUGGGCAGCUGGAACAUGCCCCGGCCCCUCUGGUUCAAGCAGAUCCAGGAGCCAGGCCACUGGCCUCCAUCCCUGCGGAAGGCCGCUAUGAAGAAGAGGAGGAAACGCACAUCACACAGGAAAAACACUAUGCCCGCCUGGGUAACGACAGCAAGCUGGGCAUCUUCUUAGCUGCCGCCUUGGGAACCUUAACUCUGAUGGCAAUGGUCUAUUGCAUCUACAGCCAGUUCUACAACAAGAACCCGUACUCACACACUCAGCUGCAGGAUGACACAGAGAUGACGCUUGACCUUGCGGAGUGCUCUGCCUCCUUCUUCCCUGGCUAUGCCGUGGCGAUGGAUAGUGAGAAGGGGAUGUGGAGGGCUGGGUACGGCUCCAUCUCCCACGCCCCCUCCAUCAUCGCGCUGCCCACCCCUCAGUCCCAUCUGCUCCCAGCGGUUCCCUUCCCCCCCCUCUCUGUCUCUCACCCUUCCCCCCUGCAGACCAUCUCUGCUCAGGAUUUGGAGAAAAGCUUCAUCUGACACAUGUCAUGCAGACACAUCUUACAGUUAUUAAGCAUCCAGCUAUAUGCAGUAAGACAAACUCCAUAAUAACUUUUGUAACAGUUGAGUGCUAAUUGCUAUAAAUUGUCAUACAGAGUCAAUUGUUGUAUACAUUAUACACACAGUAGUAUUUGCCUGGGUAGAUCUGUGUAAUUGUAUAAAGGGUAUGAACAUGUAACUAAUAAUUGUAAGAGGAUUUCAUCAGAUGAUGCAUGUUUCUGUGUAUCUCACCUUAAACUCUUAGUGCCUCUUCACAAAACCAUCAUUGCUAGUAAUUAAAUCUGUCUGUCAAUAAGUACAACGGAUGCAAUGGCAGAACUUGAUCACAAGGUGGAAGUGUCGGUUGUUCACGUGCCGUUAAGUCUUACUAAGCUGUCAUCACCGUCAACUUAUGCAGUACUUAUUUGUUUUUGUCAAUUAACAACAAUAUGAAUAACAAAAGCAGCAGCAACAACAACAGACUACUAAUACUCGUCAUUAACGUUGUUAUAAACAUAAUCACAAUAUUUAUAGUUUUAAAUUAUAUUUAUAACGCGCACAACUUAAAUAAUCGGAGAAAGUUCAUAUACUGUGUUUGAUACUUAUGUGUUUGAGUGAAUCCAUACAUUGUCCACUUUAUAAUCGCUGGCUCUCACUGGUCGUUUAUCUAUCUCGUGACACUAGGAGGAGUGGUGGAGGUAUAAAUAAACUGAGUGACAUUUUGAGUUGUGGAAAAGUAGAUCCCAGAACACAUAUAGUAAAGUCAGCAGUUUUGAUGUGACAAGAACUGACAAGUAGAACAUCUCUAUUGUUAUACAAUACUUUGCCGUGCAGUCUGUCAGUACGUCUGUGAUCUGUUCCCGGUAGCAGUGACAGUGCCAUUAACUGUUGAUACAGAGAGAGAUCAAUUUGGUGAAAGCCUCUAAUAGUAACAUUACAUAUGCUCAUGUAUAUGUACAUGUACAGACAAAUCCCAGUUGUCUUAAGGCAUUAAAAUGUAACAUUUUCAGAACAUAUUUAGCGUAAGAAGUACUUUUGAAGAAGAAUUACACAUUCUUGUUUUGAAUUAUAAUUAUAGGCCUAACGGACGAUCGAUUUGAUAUAACAACGGCCCUUAACCGGAAUAUAUCGGAAUUUGCCAAGGAAAGCAGUAAGACUAAGAGUGAUAACAUUAGUCAAAAAAAAAAUCGAGAUGAUGCAUGGUUUGUUUUUAAAGAAAAAAAGAAUCCCCAAGAGUAUGAAGACAAAUUGUUAGCUAUACGCUAUUUGCUAAGGAUGUGAUGAGAGAUUUCAACGUAUAUUUGUGGGAGGGUGGAAGGGGAGGGAUAGAGAGGCAGAGGUAGCCACAGGAAGCGCACCGGAGCUGGAGCGCGCAUGGGACAGCAGCAUCUCGGUCGGAUCGGGGAGUCUUAAGGAUGGAGAUCCGACCAGACAGGUUAAAGGCUGCUGCGGGAAAGACCCUUGGGAAAAUACACAGGUACUUAUAUCUUACUUAACCAGGAGCAGAUACAACUGGCUGUUAUACUUUAAGUUGUUAUGCUGCCGACUUUAUAUCUCUCAGUGAUUUUGCCUGUAGUUUAAGUUGCAAUAGAUCUAUAUAUUUCCGUUAUUUGUCAAAUCCAAAUUGGUGGUUGCACGCUUAAAGUCAUAAUGUUUCUAGUAACAUGAGAUGACUGGACAAUUCUUCAAGAGUUUUCAGAAUAUAUUGAGUAUGACUGUGGGUAGACUGGUAAUAGUAACUAUUUUUUUGCUGACUUUAUACUGUGAUGAAUAUUAAUUGAUAAAACCAGAGUGCAUUUUUCGUUCCGAUUAGCCUAAUUAUAUUUUGAUUUGAGAAGAUGUCAUUCAGGACAGUAGUGUCAGACAGUAAGUCAGUACUAACUAGAUUAGACACUAUAAAUAUCGAGGGCUUGGAUGGACAGUCAUCACCGAAUUGUUCUUUCGAUCGCAAAGCCUGGCUUAUUUCCGUUUUAAACUUGUUUUGCAAAACGGUCGAUUUAAUAUGCAUGAAUGAAAAGUACAAGUUGUUAAUUUCAAUAAAUAUUAACUGCUGAAUUAUCCCAA
Molecule: messenger RNA, 2788 nt
Organism: Brienomyrus brachyistius
Lineage: Eukaryota; Metazoa; Chordata; Actinopteri; Osteoglossiformes; Mormyridae
Exons: 4
Coding region: 29-724 (231 amino acids)
Source: RefSeq, a predicted model, not a curated record